AUCCUCCAGUCUAGAACGGCCGGGCACGAGACACGUUUCCUCCGAUCCGAUUGCACGCGGCACGCGGCAAGUGAGGAUUCCGUUGCGCAAGCUCGCCGACGAAGCGGCGCGGAUCAUCUGGGGUGACCGGCCGUCAGACCCGUGACAGCCAACAGUAGCGACGAAACAUUCAUAAGUAGUGCGUUUGCAGCCGGUUUCGGCCAGUUUCAGCGGCAAAAGCAGCCGGUGUGAUUACUGUGAUUCAGGAUUCGCGAUGUCACGUGCGAAUCGAGACGUCAGGUAGAACUGGAUAGUAAAGCUCCUUCUCUCACCAUUGCCGGGAUAACCCGAUAAUCUCGGUACUACUUGCAACUCCGUUUGAUCUGUCGAGAGAUCUCUCUCUCUCUCUCUCUCCUGCGCUCUUUCUUCGCUCGAAAGGCUAAAGGAUUGACUGAUCACGCUUCUUAUUUAUACGUUCUAAAGCAUCAUCUUUUCGUUUAUCGUCGCUGCUUCAUCUCAUUGCAGUCGUUGCGCUCAAGACACUGGAUUUUCAAGUUUUGACCCAGGAUUUAAAACUGCAAAAUGUCCGUCGACGCAUAUAACACAGUCACGCACUGCAUCUUCGAUAUGGACGGUUUAUUGCUUGAUACAGAAUAUCUGUACACCAAGGCUUUCAACCGUAUCACCAAUCGUUAUGGCAAGGAGUUCACGUGGGAGCACAAGGCGCAAAUAAUGGGUUUCAAGAGCAAGGACGUUGCCGGAUACAUAGUUAAAAUGUUGGAAUUACCAUUAACAUCGGACGAAUUCAGGCAAGAGAUUACUGGAAUCUAUCAGGAGUUGUUUCCGCAUACCAAUCCCAUGCCAGGCGCCGUUCGGUUACUGAUGCACCUGAAAGAGAACAACAUUCCGAUUGCGUUAGCCACGGGCUCGGAUCGAGAGAACUACGAGUUGAAAACGAGGCAUUGGCACGAUCUUUUUGAGCUCUUUCAUCACAGAGUGCUCGGUGGCUCGGAUCCCGAAAUCGCGCGCGGAAAACCGGAACCUGACAUAUUUCUCGUAGCUGCCAAGCGUUUCCCCGACAAUCCGGAUCCUUCGAAGUGCCUGGUCUUCGAGGAUGCGCCGAACGGCGUGAAAGCAGCACUUAACGCUGGCAUGCAGGUCGUUAUGGUGCCGGACCCGAUGCUUCCCAAACGUUAUACGAGCGAAGCGACCCUGGUCUUGGACAGCCUCGAGAAGUUUCAACCAGAGAAGUUCGGAUUACCGCCAUAUGUGACGUAGUACAUCCUUCUGUUGGUUUAUCACGUGUGACACGGAUUUCGUGGACGAAAUCAUCUUACUUUAAAAAUAACUUAAUUCGUAAAAUUUCCUUAAUCGCAAUCUUUUGUGUUUCAUUUGUAUCUUAUUCCUUAGCUGAUUGGCAUGUUUCUCAUU
Molecule: messenger RNA, 1410 nt
Organism: Temnothorax curvispinosus
Lineage: Eukaryota; Metazoa; Arthropoda; Insecta; Hymenoptera; Formicidae
Product: pseudouridine-5'-phosphatase-like
Exons: 5
Coding region: 562-1257 (231 amino acids)
Molecular function (GO): phosphatase activity
Source: RefSeq, a predicted model, not a curated record